Closterium sp. NIES-65 is the source of this 3174-nucleotide messenger RNA. NCBI's taxonomy places the organism in Eukaryota, Viridiplantae, Streptophyta, Zygnematophyceae, Desmidiales, Closteriaceae. The record is from the annotation of a GenBank genome assembly.
AUGAUUCACAUUCCGCCGCCGCCGGCACCGCAUUGUGCGCCGCCCCUGCCGGCGAAUUCAGCAGAAUCGUUUCGCUCAGCGGCUGCUGCAGCCCCCAGUGGGGGUGCUGGCGCCGCACCAGCGGCUGACGCUGCUGGCCCUCCCGCGGCCACUGCCACUGGCAGUGCCGCUGGUUGGAUGGUGAAGUUUGAGCCGCAGUCAGACGCCAACGGGAAGACCAUUGAGGACGCGGCGCCGCAAUGUCACGCCGCCGCGGCAUUGCAGCAGCAGCAGACACCUCAAGCAGAUGCAUUUAAAUGGAAGAAGACGUCGCACAAGCGAAUAGCGGGUCAGCCUGUGAAGAGGCUCUACUUUGUUUGCUCAUCCAAAUAUGUCACGGGCUGCCCGGCAAAAAAAGUUGAGGAUCGAGUGGCCGGCGAGGCUCGUCACCCGUGCCGCCCAAAGCUGAAAGGCGCCGUCGCAAAAGCUGCAGCCAUUUCAAAAGCUGCAGCCACUGCGAGAGCUCCUGCUACAGCCAGUGCCACAUUAUCUACAGUUCUUAGCAAUCCCACGGCUACAGCCAAAGUAGCUGUGGCUGUUGCAGGACGGGCAGAAGAAGACGACACAGGGUCGGACAAGACGGAGAUGCGUGUGGUGGUGCGGGUGGCAUAUUUUGGCGCACACAACCACCCGCCGCCGCCCGCUCCAGUAGCUCCCAAGGCUCAUGCCGUCACCUGCCUUCCCAUGUCAGCGUCCCUCUCUGCUGAUACAGCCUUUCCUUCUGCUACAGCCUUAGCCUCUGCUACAGCAUUAGUGCCUACGACCCCUUUUGCCCCUGCAACAACCUUCACCUCUGCUACAACCUUUCCUUCUGCUACAGCCUUUGCCUCCACUACAGCCUCUGCCCUGGAUACAACCUUUACGACUCCUACAACCCUUUCUUCUGCUACAACCUUUUCUUCUGCUACAACCUUUUCUUCUGCUACAACCUUUUCUUCUGCUACAACCUUUUCUUCUGCUACAACCUUUUCUUCUGCUACAACCUUAUCUGCUGCUGCAGCUUUCUCCUCUGAUACAGCCUGCACUCUCAGUACAAGCACCCUCCCUGCAACGACCGGCCUGUCAGGUACCCCCAACGCAGCAGCAGAGCAGACAGCCCUCAGAUCAGCCCACACUCCUUCUCUGCCCUCCCUCUCCACACACCUCCCGUCAUCAACCCAUAAUCCUUUCUCGCCUUCCCUCUCGACGCUUGGACAGUCAAUCCCUGCAAACACUUACGCCAACGCAGCCGCAGAGCAGACAUCCCGCAGAUCAACCCAUACUCCUCCUCCCUCCCUCACUGCACCACAACUUCCCACAACUCAUCAUCCUUACUUGCCUUCCCCUUCGGCACAUGCUCAAGCAUCUUCCGCAGGUCUUUUUUCGGCCAAUGCUGUAAGCUUCCCGUUCAGCCGCCCCCCACAGGCACUGUUAAGCCAGGUGGUGCAAUCGCAUGAAGCUCCCGCUGCUACAUCAGAUGCGUUUGUCCCUGGGUCUCUUGCUCCUCCUGCUGCUAGGCCUCUUGCUCCUCCUGCUGCUAGGCCUCUUGCUUCUCCUGCCACAAGGCCUCUUGCUCCUUCUGUGAGGUCUCUUGCUCCUGCUACAGUUCCCGCUCCUGCGCAAAUGUAUCCUGCUCCUGCUAUGCUGCUUCCUGUUUCUGCUACAGUUUCUUCUCCUGCUAUAACGCCCUCUGCUUCUACCACAGUGCCUCCUGUUCCUGCUACGGUUCCCGCUUCUGCUAUAGUGUCACCUGCUCCUACUACAGCUGCCUUCCAUACCCUACAUGCUUCUCUUUACCACACUCCUUUUACGUCAGGCUCGCUCAGCAGCAGUCAAGCCUCCUUCCCCUCGCUCCAUCACCCCCCUCCUCUCCCUCCUCUCCCCACACGUUUCUCCACCACUCGUCCACCUUUUCUUCCUCCUCUCCCGCCUUUGCAUUCGUCAGGCAUCACCAGCAACAACAUCAGGUGUGCUGGAAGCACAGCAGAAGCAGCAGCAGCAGCAGCAAGCGGUUCAGCCCCAGCUAUUCCAGCAUCCCUUUCAGCAACAACAGCAGCAGCAUCCACACCAGCAGCAAUACCAGCAGCAAGAACCGCAGCAGCAACAACAGCAGCAACAGCCGCAGCAGCAACAACAGCAGCAACAGCCGCAGCAGCAUCAACAGCAACAACAGCCGCAGCAGCAUCAACAGCAGCAACAGCCGCAGCAGCAUCAACAGCAGCAACAGCCGCAGCAGCAUCAACAGCAGCAACAGCCGCAGCAGCAUCAACAGCAGCAACAGCCGCAGCAGCAUCAACAGCAGCAGCACCUACACCAGCAAGAACAACAGCAGCAGCAGCCACACCAGCAGCACAAACAGCAGCAGCAACAAAAGCAGCACCAACAGGAACAGCAACAGCAGCACCAACAGCAGCAACAACAAUUGCAGCAACAGCAGCAACAACCGCAACAGCAACAACAGCAGCACCAACAGGAGCAGCAACAGCAGCAACAGCAGCAGCAGCAGCAGCAGCAGCAGCAGCAGCAGCAGCAGCAGCAGCAGCAGCAGCAGCAGCAGCAGCAGCAGCAGCAGCAGCAGCAGCAGCAGCAGCAGCAGCAGCAGCAGCAGCAGCAGCAGCAGCAGCAGCAGCAGCAGCAGCAGCAGCAGCAGCAGCAGCAGCAGCAGCAGCAGCAGCAGCAGCAGCAGCAGCAGCAGCAGCAGCAGCAGCAGCAGCAGCAGCAGCAGCAGCAGCAGCAGCAACAGCAGCAACAACUGCAACAGCAACAACAGCAACAACAGCAGCACCAACAGGAGCAGCAACAGCAGCGGCACCGACAGCAACAACAACAACAGCAGCAGCAACAACAACAGCAGCACCAACCGGAACAGCAACAACAGCAGCACCAACAGGAGCAGCACCAGCAGCAGCACCAACAGCAGCUAAAACAACAGCAGCAGCAGCAACAGCAGCACCACCAACAGCCGCAGCACCACCAACAGCAGCAGCACCAGCAGCACCACCACCAACAGCAGCAGCAGCAGCAGCAGCAGCAGCAGCAGCAGCAACACCAACAACAACAGCAGCAGCAACAACAACAGCAGCAGCAGCAACAACAGCAACAGCAGCAGCAGCAGCACCAACAGCGGCAUCACCAACAGCAGCAGCAACACCAUAA